CAGUUAAACCUCACCGCUUAGUUGGAGAGACUCCAUCUCGAUAUCUACGUGCUCUGCACUAGAAGAAUCCACGUGUGGAUGUCUUUGGUUCCACGCAGAAGACUCUUGACAUCCUCUCUUCUCAGUUCAUCUUCUCCCUACGUUACCUUGUCUCGCCAUCUUUGUUUCAACUCGGACAUGCCUAAAAAACAGAUAAAGAGAGCUCAAGCUGAUCAGAAGUGGCAAGUGAAGCCGAAGAUUGAUGCUCCGUGUGGAUCCAGUAGUGAUCGUUCUGUGUCCGUUGCUGCUGAGGCAGUGAAGAACCAGUUUGGUGGGUUGAGUCUUGAGGAAAGCAACGCUAAUGUUCAAGUGUGGAAGCCUAAGGCUGUGAGUUCAUCUAGAGAUGCAACACCUCAAAAAGCUGGUCUCAAUCAGAGGAAGUUUUAUGGAGGUGAGUACUUGGAUGAUUUUAAUGUGGACAAGUCGGCUUAUUGUCAGGCUCAGAUUAGAGCCACUUUUUAUCCCAAGUUUGAGAAUGAAAAGACGGAUCAAGAGAUAAGAACACGGAUGAUUGAGAUGGUGUCUAAAGGGUUGGCAACGCUGGAGGUUUCUCUUAAGCAUUCAGGUUCUCUCUUUAUGUAUGCUGGGCACAGUGGUGGAGCAUAUGCAAAGAACAGUUUUGGUAAUAUUUAUACUGCGGUUGGUGUUUUUGUUCUUUCACGGAUGUUUAGAGAGGCUUGGGGAACUAAGGCGGUAAAGAAGGAAGCAGAGUUUAAUGAUUUUCUCGAGAAAAAUCGCAUGUGUAUAUCUAUGGAACUGGUAACAGCUGUUCUUGGAGAUCAUGGUCAACGCCCACUGGAUGAUUACGUGGUAGUGACGGCUGUUACCGAGUUAGGUAAUGGCAAGCCAAAGUUCUAUUCAACUUCUGAGAUAAUUGCGUUUUGCCGGAAAUGGCGUCUACCAACAAAUCACGUUUGGCUGUUUUCCACAAGGAAAUCAGUGACCUCUUUUUUCGCUGCCUUUGAUGCACUCUGUGAAGAAGGGACAGCAACUUCAGUCUGUAGAGCUCUUGAUGAAGUAGCUGAUAUAUCAGUCCCAGCCUCCAAGGACCAUGUGAAGGUGCAAGGUGAGAUAUUAGAGGGUCUUGUGGCACGUAUCGUGAGCAGUGGGAGCGCCAGAGAUAUGGAGAAUGUCUUGAGAGAUCAUCCCCCACCACCCUUUGAUGGAGCUGAUCUUAAUUUGGGACUCAGUUUAAGAGAGGUAUGCGCUGCCCAUAGAUCUAACGAGGAACAGCAAAUAAAAGCACUUUUAAAGAGUGUUGGCCCAAGCUUUUGCCCCAGUGACUUGGACUGGCUUGGAGAUGAAUCUGCGGAUUCUCAUUCAAAAAAUGCUGACAAAUCUGUUGUAACAAAAUUUCUUCAAUCUCAGCCUGCAGAUUAUUCAACUAGUAAAUUACAGGAAAUGAUACGCUUGAUGAAGGAAAAACGUCUUCCAGCCGCAUUCAAAUGCUACCAUAAUUUUAACAGAGCUAACGAUGUGUCACCUGACAACCUAUUUUAUAAAUUGGUUGUCCAUGUGCACAGUGAUUCAGGAUUUAGGCGUUACCAGAAAGAGAUGAGGCACACCCCUGGCUUGUGGCCUUUAUAUCGAGGUUUCUUUGUUGAUAUUAAUUUGUUCAAGUCAAACAAAGAGAGGGAUCCGAUGGCUCUGAAAAGCAAUGAUAAUGCGGUCAAAGAUGCCAGAGAAAAUAGUGGUCAACAAGGAAAAGAUGGUUUGGCUGAUGAUGAUGCUAACUUAAUGAUAAAAUUGAAGUUUCUCACAUAUAAGUUGAGAACCUUUCUGAUCCGCAAUGGCCUAUCAAUUCUCUUUAAAGAGGGGCCGGCAGCUUACAAAACCUAUUACCUUAGGCAAAUGAAAAUAUGGGGGACUUCUGAUGGAAAGCAGAAAGAACUUUGCAAGAUGCUUGAUGAAUGGGCUACUCACAUAAAAAGAAAAUGUGGAAAUAAACAGCUAUCUUCAUCAAUAUAUCUAAGCGAAGCGGAGCCAUUCCUGGAGGAGUACGCUAAACGGAGCCCAAAGAAUCAAGUUUUGAUAGGGUCUGCUGGGAAUCUAGUGAGAGCUGAGGACUUUUUGGCCCUUGUUGACAGUGAUCUAGAUGAAGAGGGUGAUCUUGUGAAGGAGGAAGUGACACCAGCUACUCCUGAGCCAGCUGUGAAGGAAUCUGUCCACAAGACUGAAGGGUUAAUUGUAUUCUUUCCAGGGAUUCCUGGAUGUGCUAAAUCUGCACUUUGUAAGGAGUUAUUGAACGCCCAAGAAGGCCUUGGAGAUGAUCAGCCAGUGCAUACUCUGAUUGGUGAUCUUGUCAAAGGAAAAUAUUGGCCAAAGGUUGCUGAUGAACGUCGUAAAAAGCCUCAAUCAAUUAUGUUGGCUGACAAAAAUGCCCCAAAUGAAGAUGUCUGGAGACAGAUUGAAGAAAUGUGUCGGAAAACUAGGACUUCUGCAGUUCCAGUCGUUCCUGAUUCUGAAGGAACCGAGUCAAAUCCAUAUUCACUUGAUGCCUUAGCUGUUUUCAUGUUCCGUGUACUUCAAAGAGUUAACCAUCCGGGGAAUCUCGACAAAGCAUCUUCGAAUGCAGGCUAUGUGCUGUUGAUGUUCUACCACCUUUAUGAGGGAAAGAACCGCAAAGAAUUUGAGAGUGAAUUGAUUGAUCGAUUUGGCUCCCUCGUCAAGAUGCCGCUGUUGAGAUCAGAAAGGAGUCCUUUACCUGAUCCUGUUAAAUCGAUUCUUGAGGAGGGCAUAGACUUGUUCCAGCUCCACAGUAGAAGGCAUGGGAGGCUUGAGUCCACGAAAGGAACCUAUGCAGCGGAGUGGACUAAAUGGGAGAAGCAGCUUCGCAAUACUUUAAAUGCACAUUCCGUGUAUCUCAAUUCUAUUCAGGUUCCGUUUGAGUCUGCGGUUCAGCAUGUGCGAGAAGAGCUAAAACGAAUCGCAAAGGGUGAAUACAAACCACCAAGCUCAGAGAAAACAAAACAUGGGUCUAUCGUCUUCGCUGCUAUCAACUUACCCGUUACUCAAGUCCAUAGUCUUCUUGAAAAGUUAGCCGAAUCAAACCCAACAAUGAGAUCUUUUCUAGAAGGAAAGAAGAACCGCAUAGAAGAAAAACUCGAACGUGCCCACGUCACACUUGCCCACAAGAGAAGCCACGGAGUAGCAGCUGUAGCAAGAUACGGUCAACACCUAAACAGAGAAGUACCCGUAGAGCUCACAGAACUCAUCUUCAACGACAAGAUGGCUGCUUUUACAGCCCAUGUAGGAUCUGUGGACGGAGAGGCCAUAGUCUCCAAGAACGAAUGGCCACAUGUUACAUUGUGGACUGCAGAAGGCGUUACUGCAAGAGAAGCCAACGCUUUGCCUCAGCUUUAUGCAGAUGGCAAGGCUAGUCGUAUAGUGAUAGAUCCUCCUGCCUUAGUCUCAGGUCCUCUGGAGUUUUUCUGA
This is a messenger RNA of Eruca vesicaria subsp. sativa (arugula), 3474 nucleotides long. The record is from the annotation of a GenBank genome assembly. NCBI's taxonomy places the organism in Eukaryota, Viridiplantae, Streptophyta, Magnoliopsida, Brassicales, Brassicaceae.